Aspergillus melleus is the source of this 1167-nucleotide messenger RNA. RefSeq lists its product as uncharacterized. Lineage: Eukaryota; Fungi; Ascomycota; Eurotiomycetes; Eurotiales; Aspergillaceae. The transcript is spliced from 2 exons. The record is from RefSeq and is a predicted model, not a curated record. The coding region runs from base 1 to 1167 and encodes 388 amino acids.
AUGAGCCGACAAACCCGCGAAAUGGGCUCGCUAUCAACCCUCCUCUUAUCAUGUCUUCAACGAAAACAGAGACCGACAACGGAGCCAGACGAGCGUCCGCCUGUGCCUGCGAAGGAGACGGUUCCUAUGUCUAGUCUUUCGAACUCGAACUCGAAUUCGAAAUCCGUCGCUUCGCCUACGUACACGUACACGUAUUCAUAUCGACAGAACGAGCAGUGUCCGUCUACCGCACCUGAACCACAGUCCGGGACUGAGAAGGGAAAGAUAAGCAACACCGGCACCGGCAAUGCAACCAAGCUCAGCAAAAGAUCAUCGAUUCGGAUCGUGAAUAGUCAUGAUUCCGAGAGCACGCUGGUUUCAUCAUCCUCGUCCACAUCGGAAGGACAUACAUUGGCCGGGUCGAGGAACGUAUCUCGGUCCGGGAGCGAGGAGAAGGACAUCGAAGCUGGAGGAGGAAUUGAGGGAGGAAGAACUGUGUCUGCGAUUAUCGAAGCAGGGCUCGAGGACCUGGAGAGGCAGAUUAAGUCUGAUUCUGAGAGACUUGGGCCCAAGAGGAUCGCGCGGAGUUGCUCACUGCCGGAGAUCAAGAGUCGAGUGAUUGAAGAUAUCCCGGAGGAGGAUGAGAUAGUAGGGAAUGGGACAGGGGCAGGGCAGCGGCAACAGCAUCAGCAACAUCAACAGGAGAAGGAGCUGCCCUCUCUGCCGAAAGAGGUAGAAAAGGUCGAAAAGGAAGCAGAUGAAGAAGAGGAAGAAGAGCUCAGCACCAAAUCCAGAUCUCUGCGCGACAGCUUCAGACUCAGCGGCCGCAAGUCCCUCAUCGAAAUGGUACAUUUCCUACAGCCACCAAGCAACCGCUUCAGUGCCCUGAAGAUCCCGAUUCCCCCGAAAUCACCACUCCGGAAAAAGGCCUCUGCCAGCUCGAUGCCCUCCCCUUCAGAUCUCCUCCGUCCUACCACCUCGUACGCUACCACAACUCCCUCGGAACCAUCACCGUCAAACCCAGAGCCGUUAUCAGGCCCAUCCGAGAAAGAAGAAGAAACCACGCCGCGCACCAAAAAGCACCGACGCAUGGGCGCCAUUGGGCUAGGCAUGGGAAUUCCGCUACGGGUACGACAAUCGCUUGACGGGCUCAACAUCAACAACACAGUUCGGUUGCCGGUCUUAUAG